Molecule: messenger RNA, 582 nt
Organism: Prunus armeniaca (apricot)
Lineage: Eukaryota; Viridiplantae; Streptophyta; Magnoliopsida; Rosales; Rosaceae
Source: the annotation of a GenBank genome assembly
AUGGCAUCUUCUAUUGAAGCCGGAGGUGUGUGGACAACUCAGGAAGAUAUUGCAUUGUGUCAGUCUUGGGUGAACGUUAAUCAUUGCCCUGUCACGGGCAAUGAGAUGAAGUUCUCUCAUAUGUGGAGCAAAAUUCAUGGAGAAUUUUGUCAAAAAUUGGGUUCCAUCCAGACCGAAAUGGUGUUGUCUAGUAGAUGGAAAAUUAUGAAUAAAGAGUUAGGGAAAUGGAGAAAUGCGUUGACAAAAGCAAGGGAGAACAUUCGAAGCGGUCAAAAUCUAUCCGAUGAGGAAGUUGUGAAGGAUUGUUCGAGAUUCAAAAUUAUUCCCACAGGUCCAGCGGUUGUGUUGAAUGAGACGCCGCUCCACAAUUCGCCAUCAACCGAUUCGCCAUUGGACUCCUCAAUGGAAACGGAGUCACCACUCCCGCGUCCGUCGAGACCUAUUGGGAGAAAAGCUGCAAAAGCCAAGAAAGGGAGCACUUUGAACAAUGAAUGUGUACAAUUUUUGGAGCAAAUAGCUAAGAACACCGCACUAAGAAUUGAGAGAGACUUGAAAAGAGAAGAAGCGGACAUGGCACGAUAG